Eremothecium cymbalariae DBVPG#7215 is the source of this 891-nucleotide messenger RNA. Its product is annotated as glucose-6-phosphate 1-epimerase. The record is from RefSeq and is a predicted model, not a curated record. Bases 1 to 891 code for a protein of 296 amino acids. Gene Ontology annotation, biological process: carbohydrate metabolic process. The transcript has a single exon. Gene Ontology annotation, molecular function: carbohydrate binding; isomerase activity. NCBI's taxonomy places the organism in Eukaryota, Fungi, Ascomycota, Saccharomycetes, Saccharomycetales, Saccharomycetaceae.
AUGCCAGUGGAAGCAACUGAAACAGAAGUGGUUGUUACACAUCCUUCUAAUGGAAAUACUGCGGUUAAAAUAUUGAACUAUGGGGCCACAGCUUACUCUUGGACUAUUGAAGGAAAGGAGCAAUUAUGGCUAUCAGCAGCUGCUAAGCUAGAUGGAUCGAAACCGGUACGUGGUGGUAUCCCAUUAGUUUUCCCAGUUUUUGGGAAGAAUACAGAUGACGAAUAUUUAUCGAAGUUGCCCCAGCAUGGAGUUGCUAGGAAUUCUACGUGGGAAUUUCUUGGACAAGUCAAGGAAAACCCACCUACUGUGCAGUUUGGAUUGGGCCCAGAGUUGGCUAAUGAAGAGCUUACGUCUCUGUGGCCAUUCGACUAUACUUUGGUGUUGACAAUUGAAUUAGGCAAGGAGCACUUGAAGACGGAUAUCGAAGUUGUGAACACAUCUACCGCAGAAGCUUUGAAGUUUAACUGGUUGUUCCAUACAUACCUGAAGAUUGAUGACAUUGAAGAUACAAUGGUCUCAAAUCUAGCUGAAUUUAAAGUUUACGAUCAGGUCUUGAAACAGACAUACAUUGACAACCAGCCAGUCGUUUCCGUUCACGAAGAACUAGACAGGGUGUACCAGAAGGUGUCGGAGAAUAGGGUAAUUCAGGUUGUCGACAAGGGCGAGCCAAUACAUACGCUCAAGAGGAAGAAUCUCCCUGAUGUCGUUGUGUGGAAUCCAUGGGUUGAUAAGUCAAAAUCCAUGGCUGAUUUCGAACCAAAAUCUGAUUACGAAAAGAUGAUAUGUAUUGAACCUGGCCAUGUUCACGACUUUAUAGUUUUAAAGCCAGGUGAGAAAUGGUCCGGAUCCCAAUUGCUAUCCAAGGACAGUUUGAAGUAUCAAGUGGUCUGA